AUGAGCGGUUUUUAUAAUGAGCAGGAUUUUUACGCCAAUACCUAUAGCUUGUGGGGAAACUCGAAAUAUUAUGACAUAAAAAACCUGUCGCCGCAAAAUUUUGCCAAUCGGAAUGGUACAAUUGGAAGUGAGUUAGGGCAGGAGUUUCGGGCUACGCGAUGGGUGCCGGAAAAGGAAGUGAAGAAACCUCCUCCGGAUUAUUUCGACCGGCGUACUAUUACCCGGGAGUCCUUAUACCAAGAUCCGGAUAAAAAUAAGAAAAUAAAAGAAGACACUUGCAAAAAGUGGAGUCCAGCCAUUGACUGGACCUUGGGUUACUGGGAAAAACCUGACUGGGUGAAUCAGGAUGAAAAGCAGCCAGGCUCCAGUCUAAGCAAGAAGCAGGUGCUAGACGGGGCUAAGAUACAGAAGAAACUGGCUGACAUGCUCUCUAAACCAGUCAAGAUGAGCAAGGCUGAGAGCAUGAUGCAGAAGAUGGGUUGGCAAGGAGGCGCUCUGGGACGGAGUGGAGAUGGUAUCGUGGAGCCCAUUGCACCAAAUGCUGUCUAUUCAUCAAACAAAGUCGGUUUCGGUCAACUCCAACACAUAAAGCCACCAGAACCAAAGCCGGGUGAAAAGAAGCAAUAUUUCGAAACAAACGUGCUCCACAUAGUAUACGAAUUUGUAAAAAAUAAUAACGAAAUAGAGCUACUUUUCGAUAGAAAAUUGAGGAGAGAAGAACGGAAAAGGAUUCACAAUAUUGUGCAGCUCAAAUUACAAGCUGAUGAUUUGACGACUGUGGAUUUCGAUACCACGGCUCAAGUGGAGCUGGUACUCCAAAUAAACAAUCAUAAUUGCUAUAUGCUGCAUACGAAAAGCUACGGUACAUUUCCUGAACGCCAAUUAUGCCUGUUCAAAGUAGCGCCUGAUCACGUAUAUCUAGUUACGCCACAUCAACUUAGACAUUCGAAAGAAAGAGAUAUCGAAGAUGAACUGCUAGAAGUAGACUGUACAGAAGAGAUUGUACCUGAACCUCAAGUAAACCAAGUCGAGAAACUUCCAGAAGUAAAAAAACCAGAAGAAUUAGAACCGGAGGAAACAAAUCCAUUCCUAAUAAGCAUUACGAGGAAUUUAAAGAAAAAUUCUGAAUCGGAAAGUAAAGAAGAUACGGAAAAUCCGGAAAUUCCGGAAAUACCGGAAAAUCCGAAAAUUCCGGAAGUCCCGAAAAUUCCAGAAGCGGAGAAGAAACCGGAAAAGCCCGUUGUUCCGGAAAUGUCGGAGAUAAUGAAAUUAAUAGUGGAAUGUUAUAUGGAGUUUAAGGGGAGGAAGAAAUUUUCGCAGUUUAAGUUUAUGGGGCCUUUUGAUGAGGCACAGACAGACGCUGUUAAUGAGUUUAUGCAGCAAGCGACGAUGUAUCUAAAUAAAGAACCGUGCACGCUCGCCAGCGUGUUUGAAAACGUGGAAUUUAAGAUAAAGGAAGAUUGCACGGGAAACGCAGGGAUAUUCAAGAGACCUGUAAGAAAUCGUGUGAAAUGA
Spodoptera littoralis (African cotton leafworm) is the source of this 1515-nucleotide messenger RNA. The record is from the annotation of a GenBank genome assembly. Lineage: Eukaryota; Metazoa; Arthropoda; Insecta; Lepidoptera; Noctuidae.